AUGGAGAACCCCACUCACCCUGCCUCCGAUCUCGAGGCGAGUCCCCCACCGGAGAAGCCCAGGGAGCCCGCCCCUCGGUGUUGGAAGCAGAACGUGGACCCGACCCAUGCGGACUUGAUUUGUCUGCUUCUCUGCUUUCUGACCGGACUAUGUGAUAGCAGCGCAUACAAUGCGUGGUCUUGCUUCCUGGGCAUGCAAACCGGAAACACCAUCUUCCUCGGACUCGGUGCAUCCAAUCAACCCAUCAGCAAGCCCUGGGGCUGGCUCAAGUCGCUCGUCUCCAUCGUAUUCUUCUUCUCCGGUGCCAUGAUUUUCUCCACCAUCAUGCGGCGCGUGGGUGCGCUCCGGCGCGGCACCCUCUUCGUUUCCUUCCUCGUGCAGACCGUCCUCAUCAUCAUCGCCGUUGCUUUAAUUCAGGCCGACCUGAUCCCCCAUACCUCGUCCGAUAUGUCUCUGGGCGGAGGCCCGCUCUUCCUGGAGCUGAUCCCCAUCGCAUUACUCGCUUUUCAGUCGGCCGGUUCGAUGACCUGCAGCCGGUCCCUCGGGUUCAACGAGAUUCCGACCGUCGUUCUCACCAGCGUCUACUUUGACAUUGCGUCGGACCCGAAGAUCACGGACAAGCCGACGGCCAACGUCAAGCGAAACCGCCGUGUCGGAGGUGUGGUGUCACUGCUGGUGGGUGCAAUCGUGGGCGGAUGGCUGAGUCGCAGUAGCGGCGGCAUGGAGUCGGCGCUGUGGCUGGCGGCGGGCCUGAAGUUCGUCGCGGCUUGUGGCUGGCUGUUUUGGAAGGGCGCGGUGCCGAAAUAG
Penicillium cinerascens is the source of this 807-nucleotide messenger RNA. RefSeq names its product YoaK family protein. The record is from RefSeq and is a predicted model, not a curated record. NCBI's taxonomy places the organism in Eukaryota, Fungi, Ascomycota, Eurotiomycetes, Eurotiales, Aspergillaceae. The coding region runs from base 1 to 807 and encodes 268 amino acids. The transcript has 2 exons.